Messenger RNA from Schistosoma guineensis, 1398 nucleotides. The record is from the annotation of a GenBank genome assembly. NCBI's taxonomy places the organism in Eukaryota, Metazoa, Platyhelminthes, Trematoda, Strigeidida, Schistosomatidae.
AUGGAUUCAAACGAGGAAUUUGUUGUUGUUAACGAAGAAAAUGAUAAUCGUCGUGAUGCUGUGGCCCGCCUCGAUGUUCUAGUUGAUUUAUUUAAGCAGACAAUACGCACUCUCAAUCAAUCGAGUAUCCUGCUGAAGGAUGAAUUACAAACUGCCAUCACUGUAACCCUGCAAAGUAGUACACCAGAUCAUUCAUCGACUGUUGAACACUUAGUAAAGCAGCUAGAUGAUAUUUCGGUAAGCCCCGAGGAAGUGCGGAAGACCUACGUGAGGCAGCUGUGUUCACGACUAGUUGCCGUCAAUGAAGAGAAGCAAGUUGUUAUGACAGAGCUAGUGGAAUUAAAUAGUCAGCUUCGUAAAGCAGAAGCAGAGACUCGCAAAUGGAAGAAAGUCAUUGAGCCGAUUUUGAAGAUUGAAACAGAGAUCAAAAAGUUUGACUCAACGCUCUCUUCUAAAGAAGCUGUUUCGGACGAGACUGGAUCGCUUCUUAGCGACGACAGUACGGUCGAUGAUGUGUGCAACUUCCUUAAUUCUAUGCAUAACAGAAUUCAGACCUUGCACACUGAGGCAGCUGCAAUGAAAAAAACCGAUAAAAGCACUUCGGAGACAUACACUCAAGUUUAUUUGGCGAACAAGCUACAAAAUUCCCCUGAUAAACACUGCAUGAACAAUAUGAACUCUAAUGGUAUUCAGGUGGAUAGUCACACAUUAAAGUUUGUUACUUGUUUACCAGAUGAGAUCCCGUUGCCAUCUACGGUUUCUUCUAAUGCCCCAAACCACGAAACUCCAGCCUAUACUAGCCUUGCAAAAGAGGCGAUUGAUCAGGCUUCACUAAUGAGAAAUAUUGAUUUGAAGGAACUUGUUCGUGAAGAGGUCUUACGUAUCUUAAGUGAAAGGAAUCAAGAUUUUUCAACACCUAGCACAACAACUUCAGUGGCAUCACUGUCAGAUGAUAAACUCUUAGCUCCAGUAGCUAACACACCACCUGCUCAACCAGAAACUUCUGUAACACAUAAUGUUCCAAGUGCACCAAGUAUUUUAAAUCUUUGGCCACAUCUUUCUUUUAAUGGUGUCUCAAGUAAACAUGUACCCGCUCCAUUGACAGCUGGUGAAGAAGUUACAGAAAUUUCCAACAUCAACGAAUUUAAUUCAACUCCAUCUGCUCCUGACAACAGUUCAGAGCAAUUGACGGAGAAUCAAAACAAUCGUUCCAAUUAUGGGUCAUGGUUAACCGAACUGGGUCUCAAUCCUUGUGAGGAGUCGUUCAACAAACCUAUGGAGAGGCCAUCUGUUCCAAGUUAUUCAGUUGAUGAGGAACAACCGUGGUGUCCUGGAUGUCAUCAAAUGUUUGCAUCCCGAGCUGAUCUAGAAGAACACCUCAUUGAUUGUUUAUUGUGA